Molecule: messenger RNA, 5818 nt
Organism: Physella acuta
Lineage: Eukaryota; Metazoa; Mollusca; Gastropoda; Physidae
Biological process (GO): centriole replication
Cellular component (GO): mitotic spindle
Molecular function (GO): protein binding
Source: RefSeq, a predicted model, not a curated record
GUGACGUCACGUGCUAUAUCUACUCCAUCUUAGGUAUAUUGUUGUUAAACAAAAACAAAAUGACAACAGGUAGCCCAGAACAUCCGCCUUUUGUUGUCCCUCGCAAAUGUUGACCAGUGGUUUAACUAAGGUACAAACACCAAGAAAUGUUUACCUUGCCCUAGGGUAGUAUGACGUCAGUCUAGUGGGCCAUGGCGAAAUGUCUAUGUUUAUGGAGCUCCUAUCUCCAUUUAUCCCCACUACUGAUUAGCAGCCAGACAUGAAAGUAACGUAGGUGUGUUGUAAAAUUUGAAUGCAGUUACGUCAUAAAGUAAGAAUUAGAAAAAAAAUCGAACCGUUUUUUUGACAACCAUGGCUAUGGCGUAUAAUGCCCUGGCUAUCCCCAACAAAGAUACCGCGUUGGUUCCGCACGACAUGUCGGGGGUUCGAACCUCCAACCAGGAUGAGUUCGUUCUGGAACAGGUUCUAGGGUUGACCAGUAACUCCUGCCACGCCCUGAGCUACAACCCUUCAACCGGGUUCGUGGGGUUCCCCGCCGCGUGUAUACUCGUGCUCCUCGACACGAAGACCAACAAACAAAAGUUCAUCGAGAGCCCGUCGCUGAGGUACAUCUCCUGCGUGGCUUUCUCGGAAGACGGUCGCUUUCUGGCGUUUGGAGAACUCGGUCUUAAGCCGUACGUAUCCGUCUGGCACGCUAAAGAACAUAAAGAAUAUAACAAAUUUAUCAUCGACCACUCCGUCGGGAUCAAAGCCAUCGCUUUUCAUCCAAAAUCCUCGUUUGUUGUCGUGUUAGGGACCAACGAUUUAAACAUAGGGGUGUGGGAUUUCGUUCGGGGCAGACGUCUAGCCUUAUCGAAAUGGCAGACGGCGCCUUUAGCCUUGACCAUCCCAAAACCCGGGUCGUAUCUUGUCGUCUGCGGGCACAGAAAAGUGACGUUGUUCAACUUUGACAGCAUCCAGUCCAACAGCUACGAGACGAACGUGUUCCAGGACAGGAAGGCGGUGCUGCUGGGGCGCCAGAGUGAGUACACGUUUGUCGACAUCACGAGCGGGAAGGGCAAGCACGAGCGGGAGGUGUACACGGUGACCAACUGCGGGUUCCUGUGCGAGAUCAAGAUGGGGGACAUUAUCAUCGACAAGGCGACGAAAGUCGACACGAAAGCCUACUGCGUCAGGUACAACCUGGAGCGCGUCUUCGUCGGCUGCUGCGAGGGGAUAGUUAAAAUCUGCAACCCCGACACGCUCAGCGUGGAGGCGGCGGUGUCCAUUCGGGAACUUCUCGGGGCGGAGAUGGUACCCAAGUUUGGGUCGAAACUUUACGCCGACACCACCGCCAUGGCCAUCAACGAGAAGGAUUCCAUCGUGACGUGUAUAUACGCCGACUGUAGUAUGCAUUCCUGGCAGAUCAGCGGGUUCAAAGACUCUCUAGUCUGCACGGCGAUCCGGCCGCAGUAUCAAUACAACCAAGGCGACGUCAGGUACGAGUCGACAAUCGGCGAUCAAAUCUACAACAACUCCAAACUACGGUCUUUCCUCGGUUGCUGCGAUAAAACAAAACGUCCCAAAAUCGUCGAGCCUUCGGGGUUCGGGGAUAAAGUCAAGGCAAGCAGCCAUGGAAUCAGGCAUUUCUUUAAAAGCAGUAAAAUAGCCCGGAACCUUCACAUCAACGCCGUCAAGAUCACCCCAGACGGGAAAGAUGUCGUCUGCGGCAACCAAGACGGGGAAAUCAAAGUCUACGACGCGUCGACGGGCGUGCUGCGGCGUGUGAUUGAAGCUCACAGCUCCACCGUGACCUGCAUAGAGCUCAUGUACGACGAGGAGUAUCAGCUCGUCUGCAGCGGUGGGCGGGACAGGAUCAUCUUCGUGCUCAACGCCAAGGAAGACUUUAGUUUAGUCCAAGUCCUGUGCGACCAUUCGGCGGCCAUCACGGCGCUCAGUCUUGUCCACAACGGCGGGCUUUUGACCAUGGUUUCAGCGGCCGCGGAUAACGUGAUCCUCGUUCGGCGGGCGAUACCGGGCAACAACCUCAAAUUCACGAUCACCGGGGAGAUUGCCGAGGCGAGGUUCAACAAGUCGUUCAAUAUUAGCAGCGAGUACAUCGUAACUGGGGCGGGCAAUGGCGGCAUCAAGGUGUGGAAGGCGGACCCGGUCUUCAGCGGGAAGCCCACCAAGACGAUUCAAUGCACGCAGAAAUGUGGCGGAGGGAACCGGGCCAUCGGUAUUGAUCCGUCCGGCAGUUUCCUGGCCAUCACCCAAGCCCCUGGCCACAUCACGGUGUACCAUCUGCAGACUGGCCAGCCGGUGGCCUCGCUCAGCAGCCAGAGUGACGUCACGGCGGUCAAGUUCACGAGCGACUUGAUGUACAUAGUCAGCUCGACCUCAGACGGGUGCGCGCUGGUCUGGCGUCUCCCGGAGCGGAUGACGGAGUUCAUGAAACUCAAGGUCGAGAAGACGUACCAGAUCGAGAUGGCGCGGGAGAUCUCGUACGAGACGUACGUCUCCUGUCUGCGCGUGUGUCAGGAGAUGGACGACGAGAGCCCCAGCCAGACCGGGUACCUGACCGAGUCGUACCGCGAGGUCGGCAUGACCCCCAGCAUCGAGUCGAUGAACCUGCUCCAACUGGGCUCCGGCUACCCCAACCAUAACGAGCACGAGAGCCUGUGCGGCACCGAGAGCUACCUGAGCUGUAGCACCUGCCAGGGCUCCUGCUCCGACACGGCUUACUACUACCCCAGCACCGACUCCAGCCUGCACAUGCAGUCGGCGCCAUUCCACUUCCACGACGCCACCAAGAAGAUAAUAGAAGAGAGUAAAUGUACGCGUCUGGGCAUGUUUAAGUACACCACCAACGAUGACAGCGACCAGCCGCCGAUGUUAAAUUGUAAAAACGACUCGGCUAUUUCUGCGGAGCUACAGGAGAACACGCAGAUCGAGUCACUGGACAAACCCACUUUAUUAAACCACUCCAAAAACCACCGGGAAGUGACCAACAGCAGAGAAAGCGAAGGCCGGAGCUUCGACACGCUGACCCACAUUACAGAUCUACUCGACCCACUUCUGUCUCACAUUGACGGCGCCCCAGACCGGUUUAACAAACUGAAAGACCACCAGCCGGUUCCCAAAUCGGAUGCUUCACCGGUGCGGGUGUCCUUCGGCAGCCCGGAAGCUGUUCUGAACAUGUUCUCGUACUCAUCCGCCUUCUCUGAAGGGACCUACAGCACAGCCAACUCCAUGUUUACUAUGCUGAGCAGUGAAACCUCACCGGUCAGGGAGAGCAGGUACUUCUACAGUCCUGUUCAGGAGUCAAGUGUAGAAGUUUCGCCACCUCACACCACCAAGUACAACACCUACACUAUUGGCGAGUCGCCAGAAAAAUCCGCACAAAACGAGCAGACGUUUCUGACUCCAAAUCCAAUAGACAGUGUUCCAACAAAACUUCACGAAGACGAGAAGAAAAACCAGGAACCCGUAGAGGACGAAACAUCGUGUAAUUUUAGAAGCAUACAACAAGCAUACGAGAGUGAGCUCAAAUGUCUAGAUGAUGAUAAAUCAGACAUGAGUAUCAAGGUCGACUCUCAGCAGUUUGAAGGUCAACCGCCAAAUGAUACUGCAGAGGUUAAACUGUCGAGAAAAAUCGAAUCUUCAACAGGGGAAAAGAAGCAAGCGCAGACUAACUGUAUUAAGUUAGGCGUUAAAGAAGCCGGUACAAAUGAACAUUUGAAACAUGAAUCCCAUUUGAACAAAGAAACAAAAGAACUGCUACACCCAGCUGCGAAAUCAUCUAAUGAAGGAGGGCAGUACUUGAAUAGCAGCGACAACAAAACAGAGUUAGGAAAACAGAAUAAGUUAAGGCCUGCGAUUCUAGUACCGGAUGGAGCAAAUCAAACUGCAGAUAGUCUAAAGAACGACGCCUAUUCACAAAAGAGUAAACUAUUUAAAGACGCCAACUCAGUUUUUGGAUAUGAUUACGUCAAACGUGACGAGGAGGGGAGAGCGAGGUGGGGGAAUACCGCGAAAGACAAGAACUCCUCCCCCAAGGGUCAGACCUCACCCAGGAGGAUGACGUCCGAGACAGACCACUGCCACGAAGCCGAGUUCGACAGCAAGAACCACCACUGGACCAUCACCUGCUCGAGGUGCUCCAGCCGGGCUAGCCACACCAGCACCUCGGGGAGGUCGUCGAUGUCGCAGGACGUGCAGGUGUCCGAGACUUGGGACAGCUGUAAACAGCGUCUGAUUGGCCGAGCCGAGGAGGUGGACAAGGACCCGUCACCUCGCCGGGGUCAAGGGUCAAACGUCGCGGAGAAGAAGCGAAUGCUGCUGGGGUUGAAAGAGGAGAAGGUGGAAACCGAAGACGAGAAGUUGAAAGUGUACUACAGCGAGCUGAGGCAGUGCCUGAGGCUAUCCAACUCCCAGGAGACGUUCUACCGGCUGAAGUGGGACGCCAACGACCAGGAGUUAAUGGAACUUUUAGCGGAAGCCUUGGAGAGCAGGCCUACCCAGGUUGCAGAGUGGUUCGAUUACCAGAAGGAGGCAUGCGAGAACGAGGCUCGUGUUCAGCCCGGGGCGUCGCCCGUUGAAACGACGCCGGAGAAAAAAAUUAUUCCGACGUCGGAAAUCAAAACAGAGCUUUUGGAGAAGGUGAAAAAUCAGGGAGAGGUAAAAAAUACCGUUAAUUUUAAAGAGACUUCGUCGUGUAGUAGCCCCGACGUCAGUGAAGACAGCCCGAAGGACAUUUUAGCCAUCGUCCAGCGCAUCCUAGCCGCACGGAAGACCGACAUGGACAAAAUGUCGAAAAACAACAGCGAACAAGGCGCCACGGAACCUGCGACGAAAGUCACGAAAAAAUACGGAACUAGAAUCUCCUCCAGCAGAAAGGAAGAGAAUCAAAAAUUCGUUCACAGCGAGGAUAACUCUGAACCGACUAGUUCCAGUGCCUACGACGUCCCAACUUCCCCAGAUAAAUCCUUCACACGGAAAUAUUUAGAGUCCCGGAUGAACAACAGAACGGCGGUGGCAAACGAUCCGAGCGACGCCGUACAGGAGGCAGAGCGGAGAAAACCCGCCCCCUCCGUGGCUGAGCCCGAGAAACCCGCUGAGUUCUUGAGCUCAGCCUCGUCCAGUUCCAAGGAUAGCAAGAAUCGGGCGCGUCCAAUAGGUGUGCACGUGCCGGAACCUGCAGCCGCACCCCCCAAGCCCUCCCAGGAGCCUCCUCUUGAAGCAAGUUCUUGCCAGGACCGGAAGUACACCACGCCCGCCAUAGCGGAACUCUUCCGUGACCAGGACGACUAUCUCCGGAAGUUGAAGGAGGUGCGGGAAAAAUUUGAGGAGAGUAUUCAAGCCUUGAGUAACGAGAGAAAAUUCCGCAAGUCCAAUCAAGAUGGCGGCUUCGCAAGUAAACCGUAAAAAUGUAUGAAUUGUCUGUAGGGAACAAAUAGCGAAUUUAUUUUUACACACAAAAAAAGGGAAUAAAGUUUAAUUGGUGCUAUUUAAUAUGUGUAUUUGAUAAGGCAGUGAUGAUUUAGGGAGUGGUGAAAUUGAAAUUUAAGAAUAAGUUGUGUAAGAGCCAAAUGUGUAUUAAAAAAACCGAGUGUGUUGUGAAAAUAUUCAUAUUGUGACAACAGAAGGAAAAAUGUUGUAGUCAAGGGAGACAACUUUUAUAAACUAGGGUUAAAAAAAUUAUUUAAUGAUUACCUCCCUGGAGAUGUAUCAAAUGGGCACCAAUUCAUGUGAAUGCUACCUGUGUUUGUCCCUUGAGUUUUACUUUAGUUUUAACAAUGUUAAAACAUUUAAUGAAUCAAUCAAUGAAUAAAAUCAA